AUGUUAUCAAAAUUACACGUAGGCCAUUUUGGUAUUGAGAAGUCUAAAGCUAGCGCAAGAAAACUUUUUUAUUGUCCUGGUUUGUCUCGAGAUGUUCAGGAUUUUGUUUCAAAAUGUAAAACUUGUUUGAAAUAUAGUAAAAGUGUAGUAAAAGAGCCACUAAUGCAACAUGAAAGACCAAAUGUCCCAUUUCUUAAAGUAGCAGCAGAUAUUUCAACUUAUGCAGGUAAAGAUUUUUUAUCAAUAAUGGAUUAUUACAGUAACUGGCUUGAAUUAUCUCCCUUGGAUAGUAAAACUGCUUCAGAAAUCAUUUUGAAAUUAAAGUGUAUCUUUGCUACCCAUGGCAUUCCUUCUAGUAUCAUCUCAGACAACAUUCCAUUUAACUGCAAAGAGUUCAAAGAAUUUGCCAAAAGUUGGGAGCUUACCUCAAUCACCACAAGUCCACGAUAUCCCAAGUCCAACGGACUUGCUGAGAGAUCUGUUGCCAUCUGUAAAGACAUUCUUAAAAAAUGUAGUAAUUCUGGAAAUGAUAUUUAUCAAGCACUACUUGAGUACAGAACUUCUUCAUUGACAGGUCUUGGUGUUUCACCAUCAUAA
Molecule: messenger RNA, 597 nt
Organism: Diorhabda sublineata
Lineage: Eukaryota; Metazoa; Arthropoda; Insecta; Coleoptera; Chrysomelidae
Exons: 1
Coding region: 1-597 (198 amino acids)
Biological process (GO): DNA integration
Molecular function (GO): nucleic acid binding
Source: RefSeq, a predicted model, not a curated record